AACAAGAUGGCGACAAAACUCCGAGUUUACUUCGCAUACUAACUGUAAUUUUAAAUAUUUUGUGUUCUAGAAGGUCAAAGCUUGCCGAAAUGGACGUUGACAUAAAUGGUGUAAUUAUGGACAACGGGAGCCAGACCUCACCUUCGAGUAAACAAGUGUGCAAGAGAACGCAGUAUGAGGAUCCCUUCGCGCUACACUCAUUGCUCUCCACCUCAGGGAGCCUCUUGGAUAAUGAGAGCGCACUCUUUCUGGGCCCGUUGAUGCCCCCCUUACGCAGCAUCGAGGACCAGUGCGAAGGCAGUAACCCUCAGGGGGGCAGUGGCCGAGGGAUCCUGCAGCCCUCCAGUGUCCCCACCUCACCCCAGCGGAGACAUAGCGGGGUCACUUCCCCUCCCCCCCUCUCCCCCACACCCCUCGGGGCAUCGGCAGUUUCCACCUCGUCAGACCCAAACUUUCAUGCCACUAGCCUGCGGGAAAGAAAUGCUGCCAUGCUUAACAAUGAACUCAUGGCUGAUGUACAUUUUGUUGUUGGUCAGCCAGGUACGGGAAGAAGUACUCAGAGAAUACCAGCACACAAAUACGUAUUAGCAGUCGGUAGCAGCGUAUUCUAUGCCAUGUUUUAUGGCGGCCUGAAAUCAGAAGACGAAAUUCAGGUCCCAGAUGUAGAACCUUCUGCUUUCCUAACUCUGCUCAGGUAUCUUUACUGCGAUGAGAUACGUCUUGAGCCGGACACUGUGCUAGCCACUCUGUAUGCAGCUAAGAAAUACCUAGUUCCUCAUUUGGCCCAACAGUGUGUAAAAUUUCUCGAAGUCUCUUUAACAGCUCGUAAUGCUUGUCUCCUGCUCUCUCAGUCUCGCUUAUUUGAGGAACCUGAAUUAAUGACACGAUGUUGGGAGGUCAUUGAUGCACAGGCUGAGAUGGCACUACAGUCAGAUGGUUUUGUAGAUAUUGACUUUCCUACUCUAACAAGUGUCCUUUCGAGAGAAACGCUGAAUUGCCGCGAGAUCAUUUUGUUUGAGGCAGCUUUAUCGUGGGCCGAGGCAGAGUGCACUCGUCAGGAAAUCGAUCCCUCUCCCGACAAUAAACGGAAGGUGCUGAGCUCAGCCUUGAAUCUAAUCCGCAUCCCAUGCAUGGAGCUCGGAGAAUUCGCAAACGGGGCGGCACAGUCGGGUAUUCUCUCCUUGCAGGAGACCACAGACCUCUUUUUGCACUUCACAGCUCGCAACAAGCCUGCUGUUGCCUACCCAGUUAAGCCGAGACAGGGACUAAAGAAACAGAUAUGCCAUAGAUUCCAGUCAUCGGCCUACAGAAGUAAUCAGUGGCGCUACAGAGGGAGAGUUGAUUCGAUAAACUUCAUGGUUGAUAAACGGAUAUUUAUUGUUGGGUAUGGUCUGUAUGGGUCCUCGAGCGGUGCAGCUGAUUACAGUGUCAGGAUUGAGCUAAAGAAGUAUGGAGAGAUUCUUGCCGAGAGCACCACAAAAUUCUUCUCUGAUGGCUCUUCAAACACCUUCCAUGUUUACUUCGCGCACCCUGUACAAGUCGAGAGGGACGUGUACUAUACGGCUUCGGCUAUUUUAGACGGCGCUGAGCUCUCUUACUUUGGCCAGGAGGGCAUGAGCGAGGUCACCGUAGGGGCCGUCACGUUCAUGUUCCACUGUUCAUCCGAGAGCACCAACGGCACUGGAGUCCAAGGCGGCCAGAUCCCAGAACUCAUCUUCUACGGGCCGACAAUGGAUUCGUCGGAAAAGUAAUCGGUGCCGUCCUCUCAAAGAAGCGGCGGCAGUUCUAGCUUAUUCAAUGGUUAUACCAUGUAUAACCAUAGAUCCUUAAGGACACCUGUAUAUGGUGGUUUUAUUCUUCCUCUUUUAAUACAGUGUAUAUAAACCUUAUACAAUUAUGCAAACCGAUCAUGAUGGAUUCUUUUGGUUUGGGUAAUAAAAUUAGGGGUUUUUGAUAUCAUAAGUAAAUUGUGCACUGAUUGUCAAAAAAUCUGGUAGAAGUCAAAAUAGAGCAGGACUCAGCAAUAACAUAGUAAAAGUAGAGGUAAACAGAUAGUGAUGUAAACUUGCAACAAGUCCAUUUUCCUACUAUUUAUUCUUCUUGAUAUCAAAAUGACUCAGCAAAAAUGCGCAUCUUAUUCCUAAAAAUCCGUUGUGAUACACUUCUUCUUUACCGUUCACAGUGCGUUUCCUUUAACCAGCCGAGUUGUGUAAAACUCGUGUCUCUAAAUAUUCUGUUCCAUAUAAUGGUAAUGCAUAUUAUUUAAUUGAAUGUUUCAAAUUAGGUAUUUAACUCAUAUGUUUAUGCUAGGAGAAUUUUUGAGACUUGACUUUUAAGUAGGUAAGCAUUAACUCGUAAUGCGUGUGGGCGAUUACCGUAAAACCACACUGAAUCUCUUUAUAACUCAUAGCCUUGAAUUUACAUCUUUAGUUAUCUUUACCUUCACGUUUGUCUUAAUUUCAUCAGUCAAAUGUUAGUUUUAAGGAUAGAAAGUUAUAUAUUUCAUCUGAGAUUUUGUAAUAUCAUUUUUAUAUAUUUUUGUUUCAGCAUUUAUGUAAAAAAAAAAAAAAAUAGGUAUAAUUUUAGUCAGUGGUUGAUUUUAUGUAAAUUGUAUAUUUGUUUAUAUAAUUUGAUAUAAAAAGAGGAUGAUAUAUAAUGUGUGCCGAGUCUGUGUGUCCGAAGAUACCAAGAAAUACUGCUAGUUUCAAAUGAAAUCCCUUGUAGCUGUAUAUAUUUUAUUAUUGUUUUUUUUUUUAAUAUAGAAGGCAUACUUUGUUAUUUUCAAAUGCAAAUUAAGUGUGGGAAAUGUUUUAUAAUAUAAGAGAAGAGCCACAUAGAGAAUCUCAUUGUGAAGAAGUUCUUGCUUAAAGCAUAGUCCUCUUUUUCCUCAGAUAUCGCUCUAAGUCGUAAUUUGUUCAACGCUCCUCUCAAACUAAGGAAGAAAGCACUAUUUACCUAUAGCCCUCCGAUUUGUUAUUCAUACUGCAGCAUGUCAGUUCAUUGAUAUUAUCUUUAAUGUAAUCUCUGGAAUUAUUAAUCUAUUGUAGGAUCAAGUUUUUAAUUGCCGAAGCAUGGAAAUUGUGUCACUGAGAUUGUAUGUAUAAACAGUGACACUUCUGUAUGAGCAUUUUCUAUUGCUGUGUUAUUGAUAUUUAUUUAGUUCAGUCUUUAAGACUUGGUAUCAACUUUUCUUAUGUAUAAAAUAUAUAUAUAAAUAAAACAUUAUUGCUGUAAAUAUAAACUUUACAACCUUAAGUACACUUCUGUAUUUUAUAUGUAGGUAUGUUGAAUAUAUAGGAAUUUGUGAUAUGUCACGCAUAUCUUUUGCAUUGAACACAUGGUUCAAGUUAAGGGAAUCCUGGUUUAAUUUGGCUUUAUGCAGCAAAAGUAUUGUAUGCAGAUGCAUGCAAAAAAAUGGUAAUUGUACAGUAGUCAGUUUAUGAUUAAUUAGAUAUAAGAAGCACAGUAACCAGAAGCAAGAUAUACGUUUUUUUUUUUUCUUAUCUAAAACGUACAAUAUAAGACCAUUACGAAAGUGAUGUUGUACACUAAAUAAUGAGAUUCCAUCAAAAGUUGGAAAUAUGUGCCAUAAGAUUUAAGGCAAAGGAUUAAGAGUGUGUGGUGCAGAUAGUUUAGAAUGCUAUAGGAUUUAGUACUUAGUGAAUUGAAUCCUGCAAUUUAAAACUCUUUGACUCAUUAUAUGGAAGGUAGAAGGGCCACUAAAUAUCAUUCUAUGUCUGGUUAUACCCGUUUGCUACUGGCCCAUAACUUCCUUCAGACAUACGAACUGCAGCAUUAAUAGGACACAAAGAUAAGAAUGUGGUAGGGAAGCAGAUAACGUAAAUAUGAAUCUAUGAAUGCAUGCAUGUCAUUCGUAGUAUUACAUUAAAAAUCCAUUGGUUCUCAACAUGUGCAUUAUGACACAGUAGUGUGUGAAGCAUAAUAUUUUGCAUUUGAGAAUUUUUUUCCUUUAAUUUUACUACCUUUUUUGUCAAAAAAAAGUAAAAUGUUGAUAGUUAACCUAAGUCACCUAACCUAAAAAGUUUCUAAUUAAUUAUAGUUUAAUAAGUUCUCAUAUUGAGUCUUGCAAAAGUUUGUAAAUUUGCAAGGGAACAUUAUAUCUACAUGUGUUUCAAACAAACUGAUAUUUGUAUGUUAAUAGAGUAAAGAGUUUGAGGUGUUCUAGAAUUCUGACAUAACCCAUGCAUUCUUUAUGAUAGGAUAUUUUUGUGAAGUUUUGGGCUGAUCAAUAUUUUUCAAAAGUAUAAGAGCUUGCAUCCUGUGCUGUUCUUUUUGACUGGAUGAGCUAGACCAGAUAUUGCAGUUGCAAUAUGAGACUUCCAUACAGCUUUUUGCAAAGUUUUGAUUAUAUGUGAGCUAAAAAGACUUUUUUUUUUUCUUGAAUAUCAGGAUAAACUGAUCAAUAGCAUAAUGUGCUUGCCAACAAUUUGCUGCCAGACAGAGCCUUAAUCACUCCCAUUUCCGUACAUCGAUGUGGUGUAAAUAUAUUACUGUUUACUUCUAGCUGUAUUAUAGGAUUUUUUGUUUGUAGGUCAGCAGUCAUGUUUUUUAACUGAGAGUUUAGCUAGAAUUCCAAGGUCAAGAGACUUUUCAGAGGGUUUUCCCUUAUAAGUGCCAUAGGAUAUCAAAGACUAGGUAAGAUAACUUGCAUGUUCAUUUAGCAUUCGUAGUAGCAUAAGAAAGCUUGUGCUACUUUUGAGAGUAAAGCUUUUGGUUUUCAUCAAGAGAGCAUUGUUAUAUAUUUUGCCGACAGCUCGCCUAAAGCAAAUGGCAAGUUAAGCCAUUGUUACCUUUAAUUAACCAGGCUAUGUUAAAUCUUGAAUUGUGAACUUUCAGGAAGCUAAAUUAUUUAUACCAACUUAGCAAUGUUUUUAGUAGUAAUCCAUAAAUUAUUUCUGAAGGAUGAAACCUGUCAAAAGUAUGUUUGUAUUAGAGAACAUUACACUUUUGAAAUUAUGUGAAUCCUUCACACUUGAAAUUUACAUGCAAUAUUUGUCAAGCAGUUUUAUCUCGGUAAUAUUUCAGUGCUUCUAACAGAAAAACUUAUUUUUUGCCAUGGUAGUCAGAUAUCAGACUUUUUAUAGUAGUGUAUUCAUCUAGGUAAGCAAAACAUUUUUAGACAGAGUCGUGAACAUUCAGAGCACCUGUCUGUGAAUGUAGCCAGUGACAGCUGAUCUUGAACAAUAGACUAUUUCAAAAACUUCUGAAGCAUAGAACAAUAUUAGACUAAACUAUUACCUUCGUGCUGUCUUAGUAUACAUUUAUACAAAAUGUAUUAUGUCCCAUAUGUCUUUAUGACUAAUUCAUUUUGUGUGCAUUAAUUUCACUCCUCAUAUCAUCAUGUGAGAUUCAGUUUCAUGAAAGACUAUUUUUACAAUAAUGAAAUAAUACAAAAAUAAUCCAAUUAACUUCAGUAGUUCAAACAGAAUUUCAUGGAGAAUCAAAUUAUACUAUGAGGACCUAUCUUCUUUCUACAUUAUCUAAAGGAGAAUACAGUAUACAGUAAGAAGGAAAAGUAAGGAUUAUGUGAUGAACGAAACUGGUUCACAUUUUAUAUAAUUGCUGUAUUUUUGUGAAAGAAGUAAUGUAUAUGAUAUAAAUGAAAGUCGGUUAUGAAGAAAUGAGACAUUGACCCUAUAGUAAAGAUCGUUCCAUAGAGAUUAGUUGAUAGGUAUGGCUGUAGACUGGUAUCAGUGAUUAAGAUAAUGCAGUUUUAAGUAAGUCCAUUAUAGUAUCACAGUUGUGUGUAUAUUAUCAUCUAAGCUAGCAUCAUCUGUGAAAAAAAAAACAUUUAGCCACAGGUACUAGAGUACAAACUUUAGCUUUUCUUCAUACUUUGUAAAGCUCCUCUUUUCAGCCAUCAUAAUACUGAGGAGAAUGAAAACAUUUCUUUUUUCUUCAGCUCUGUACUUACUUGAAUAAUGAUGUGAAUUGCCUAUUUGUUCAGUGUAUAUUAUCCUUUCUGUAUUGAACAUAUUCUUACCAGUAUAAUUCUAAGGUAACCGCCAGGUAAUUCUGAUUGACUUGUUGUUUCACAUUUAAGUCAUUAAACUGUAAAAAUUA
Messenger RNA from Penaeus monodon (black tiger shrimp), 6084 nucleotides. Its product is annotated as BTB/POZ domain-containing protein 6-B-like. Gene Ontology annotation, cellular component: cytosol. NCBI's taxonomy places the organism in Eukaryota, Metazoa, Arthropoda, Malacostraca, Decapoda, Penaeidae. The record is from RefSeq and is a predicted model, not a curated record. The coding region runs from base 90 to 1751 and encodes 553 amino acids. The transcript has 9 exons. Gene Ontology annotation, molecular function: protein binding. Gene Ontology annotation, biological process: neurogenesis.